CUUCUUCCAGCGGUUCUUUGACAACGGAUAGUCGGGAAAUGUCGCCACCGCGGUGCCUUUUCCCCGGAACCGCUCCAUUGAUAGACGAACCGCAAAAGUCACGGUGCUCUCUCUCUUUGUUCUCCCUCAUGACGUAUGGAUGAGCAGGAAGAACGACUGCGCUAUUUGCUUCUUACAUGGCACCAUGGCUCACACUGGCGAGCUGGAUAUCCUGGCGUUCUGAACGGUGGAAUGGCCGGGAAGCACGCCACUUCAAGGCGUACUGGGAGUUCUUGAUUCCGUCUAUAGGUGCUUGGGCGUUUUACUUCUUGUACAACAUCUACCGCGGGAUUUACUUCGGGUCGUGGAGAAAGAGGAGAAACGAUGGUUGCGACUCUUUUGACGAGAGAUUGGCGGCUGUGGUCCUCGAACUUUCACGAUCUCCUUUCGACCUACCACGCCAUUACGAUCCGGGGAUGAGUAGGAACGGUCGGCGAGAUACUUCCAUCUCGCUUUGCUUAGUCUUCUCCGACGCUCCUCGACGUAUAUGUCUCUCCUCUUUCUUCCCCCUCAAACGACCCCACCUCGACGUACCCUUCCUUUCCCCCGCAACAACGCCCGUGCAACGAUUACACCACCCUCGUCUCACGCCUCUUUAUCCCCUUCUCCCUACGUUUCCUGAUGACAGGCUCGCACGUGGAUAUGCCUUAACAUCUUACUUAUCGUCAACCCCCAACUCACGUACCCCUCAACCACAUCCAAGCGUUAUCAACAAUCGACCUCCCACGCCGCAUACCCCAUCCCUUUGAAGUUGGAUUGCCAAACCGCCUGUCCCCUCGGUCCGGGAUCCGAGCCAGCAAAGUCGCCUCUCCGACGCCCGAACCCUCAACAGACGCGGUGUGUCAACUGUACGAUUGAUUCAGAGCAAGGGGCAGGAACAACUACCACAGAAAACAGAUAAAAAAGGGCCAAUGUUGACUUGUCGUUCUUCGAGUAGGUCGGUGGAUCCUGCGUGGGCAGAUUCACUGACCGGACAUGGUGGAUAGACAAUUCAAUGACAACUUCUCCCGCCCAUUUCGAUGAUCGAUCGCUGAAUGUGAUGCAUUUUCCAACUAACGAUAAACCAAACUUCAUAAGCGCAUCGUAUAUGUAGCAAUUUUCUCCGCUACGUAUGCACCCUUUCCUGUUCUGCAGUGCAUUCAACUCCUGGAUAAUGCAGCCCCCCCUUCCCCGCCCCUCC
Molecule: messenger RNA, 1219 nt
Organism: Eremomyces bilateralis CBS 781.70
Lineage: Eukaryota; Fungi; Ascomycota; Dothideomycetes; Eremomycetales; Eremomycetaceae
Exons: 1
Coding region: 177-788 (203 amino acids)
Source: RefSeq, a predicted model, not a curated record